AUGUAUAUUAAGUCCAUUGUUCUUGACGGUUUUAAAUCGUAUGGCAAUAGAGUUGAAGUCACCGGUUUCGAUCCAGAAUUCAAUGCGAUUACAGGCUUGAAUGGCACUGGAAAAUCUAAUAUCCUAGAUUCAAUAUGUUUUGUGCUUGGUAUUACCAACCUUUCAAAUGUGCGUGCGGGAAGUCUUCAAGAAUUGAUAUACAAACAUGGACAGGCUGGUAUCACAAAGGCCACAGUGAGCAUCACAUUUGACAACAAAAAUAAGCAGCAAAGUCCAAUUGGUUAUGAGAAUCAUGAUGAAAUUACAGUUACCAGACAGGUUGUAAUGGGUGGCAAAAACAAGUAUUUAAUAAAUGGGAUUAAUGUUCAGAACAAGAGAGUAACAGAUCUUUUUUGCUCAGUACAGCUAAAUGUCAACAAUCCACACUUUCUUAUAAUGCAAGGAAGAAUCACUAAAGUUUUGAACAUGAAACCACCUGAGAUUUUAUCAAUGGUGGAAGAAGCAGCGGGAACAAGAAUGUAUGAGACUAAAAAGCAAGGAGCUCAGAAAACUAUUGAAAAGAAAGAUGCAAAACUGAGGGAGCUAAAUGAUAUAAUUCGUGAGGACAUAGCACCAAAGUUGCAAAAGCUACAAGAUGAAAGAUCCCAGUUUCAAGAGUAUCAAAAGGUUGUGCGAGAACUUGAAAAUUUGACACGUCUACAUGUUGCCUGGCAGUAUGUAACAGCUGAAGAGAAUGUGGUGGAAGCCAACAAUAAAGUGACUGAAGUAAAGAAUGAGAUACAGCAAAAGCAAGAAAGCAUUGAGAGUAAUAUUGCACGAGCCACGGAGGUUGACCAAGAAGUGGCUAAGCUUAACCAGAAACUUGAUGAGGAAAGUGGCAGUGUACUAAAAGAUCUCGAGACGGAAUUGCAAACUGCAGAGAAGUCAGAUGCAAGUAUGGCGGCUGCACACCGCGCUGCGAAGGAAGCCGUCACAGCCAGCGAAGCUAAGGCGAAGUUGUUGCGUCGCGCGUUAGCCGAUGAUAAAACUGCACUCGCUGAUAAAAGGGCGGUCCUUACUCAGGCUUCUUCGACGUUCGAGAAUCUCCGCAGUGCGAGCGAAGCUCAAACUCAGGCUCUGGCCGAAGCACAAGCUCAAUUCCUCGCGGUCAGUACGGGACAGGAAGAUGCGGGGGAAUCUUUGCAGAACCAGCUCAUGGCCGCAAAACAGCAAGCAUCUGAGGCGUCCACCAGAAUAUCUCAGAGCAUGAUGGAGAAGAAGCACGCUGAAGAGCGGCUGAAGGGUUUGGAACGUGAGUUCAGCUCAAGUAGCUCUCAACACCGACGUGACUUGGAAACGAUUGCUGAACAACAAGCUGUUGUCGACCGGCUGCAGAGUCAGCUAUCUGGGAUGAGUUUUAGUGAGUCUCGAUGCACCGAGACUAAGGAACGUUUACGCACUCUACAAAGGUCUACGCGUGGUGCACGCGAUCGCGCCGAUGACUUGGCCGCGAGGCUACAGCGCUGCAACUUCCGCUAUACACCGCCACAACCGAACUUCGACCCUAAUAGAGUUGCUGGCACGGUCUGCAGACUGAUCGACGUCGUGCAUGACAAAUACUGUACUGCACUUGAGACUGCGGCUGGUGGAAGAUUGUACAACGUAGUGGUUGACACGGAGGUGACAAGUAAGCUACUACUGCAGCGUGGCCAACUACAAACGCGUACUACCAUCAUUCCACUUAACAAGAUCUCCCCUGCACGUCUUCCGGCUGAGACGGUGCGAAUUGCUCAGGAAAUAGGUGGAGGGGCAGACAAGGUACAAUUGGCCCUGGAUCUUGUAAAGUUCCCUGAGCGAGUCCGAGCAGCGAUGCAAUGGGUGUUCGGUGGGACACUAGUAUGCGCUGACCUUGAAACAGCCAAGCGCGUAACGUUCCACCCGCGAGUGCGUACGCGCUGUGUGACGCUCGACGGUGACGUGUUCGACCCGGCUGGAACACUUUCUGGUGGCGCGAGAGCUAAGGGUGGUUCAGUUCUGGUGAUGCUAAGCGAGUUAAAGCAACUGGAGCAGCAGUUGCAGCAGUUAGAAUCUGAGCAGACGCAAUGCAGCGAUAACCUCGCUGGCAUGCAGGCAGCAGCUGACAAAUAUGCGGCGCUGCAGCAAAAGUUGGAGAUGUCCCGACACUCGUUAGAAGUUGCGAAGUCUCGUGUAGCGGCCACUGCGCACGCGCAACUUCACGACGAGAUCGAGUCAUUACGAGAACAGGUGAAAGAGCUGAGUGCAGCGUUAGAGCGAGACAAGAAAGAACAGAAUGAAGCCGCCGCCCAAGCAAAGGAACUUGAGGCUAAAGUCAAAGACAUUAAGGGCCAUAGAGAAAGAGAGUAUAAGAAAGCAGAACAGGCUUUGAAGAAGGCAAAACAGGAAGCAGAGCGUCACAAUAGUUUAUGGAAGCAGCGGGAACAGGAGUUCGAGACUUUGCGUCUAGAAAUCCAAGAGUUGGAAAAUGCCGUGAAUACUGCUGAGGCGCAGCUGCAGGAAACCACAGACAAUACUGCAGACCUCGCACAGGCAUUUGAACAAGCCCAGAGCGAUCACACCGCAGCCUCUGAAACUGUUAAGGAACUUCAAGGGAGAAUAAAGAAACAAAAAGCGACGAUAGCUAGCCGCAGCUCGGAAGUGGCAAAACUCGUUCAGAAAAAGGAAAAAAUUUUGAAGGGAAAUAGUGAGAUUGAGCUCAAGAUUAAGGAGUUGGAAUAUAGUAUUAAAGAGUUGGAAACGGAAGCUUCCAAUUGUGAAAAAAGGAUAAAAUCCUUAGAAAAGGAACACACAUGGAUCCCAUCUGAGCGUCAGUACUUUGGCCUGGCGGGGGGCGUGUACGAUUGGGGUGGACGGGCGCCUGCAGAAACGGCCGCGUGUCUUACGCAACUACGAGAACGGAAGGACAGACUCGCACGAGGACUCAAUACACGGGCGCAUACGUUGCUCGGUUCUGAGGAACAGCAGUAUCAAGAAGUAUUACGGAAAAAGCAAGUUGUAGAACAAGAUCGGAAGAAGUUGGUGGAGGUUAUGGGUGAGCUGGACGAGAAAAAGCGACGGACGUUAGUAUCUGCAUGUGACCAGGUCAACCGUGAUUUUGCCUCUAUAUUCAGCACCCUUUUGCCUGGUGCGCAGGCGCAGCUACGACCACCUCCGGGACAAGGUGUCCUCGAUGGCCUUGAGGUACGAGUGGGUUUUAACGGCACUUGGAAGGAAUCUCUAAGCGAGCUGAGCGGGGGGCAGCGGUCUCUCGUAGCCUUGUCCCUAGUAUUGGCCAUGCUGCUAUUCAAACCAGCACCGCUGUAUAUUCUGGAUGAGGUGGACGCAGCACUUGAUCUCUCUCACACGCAGAACAUUGGCAUUAUGCUGAAGGAACACUUCCGACAUUCGCAGUUUGUUAUAGUAUCUCUGAAAGAUGGUAUGUUUAACAACGCGAAUGUUCUCUUCCGCACUCGGUUUGUGGAUGGUAUGUCGGCGGUACAACGCACUGUCAACCAACGGCGAUGA
Messenger RNA from Pieris macdunnoughi, 3522 nucleotides. Lineage: Eukaryota; Metazoa; Arthropoda; Insecta; Lepidoptera; Pieridae. The record is from the annotation of a GenBank genome assembly.